Papilio machaon (common yellow swallowtail) is the source of this 904-nucleotide messenger RNA. RefSeq lists its product as uncharacterized. The transcript has 5 exons. Bases 81 to 743 code for a protein of 220 amino acids. NCBI's taxonomy places the organism in Eukaryota, Metazoa, Arthropoda, Insecta, Lepidoptera, Papilionidae. The record is from RefSeq and is a predicted model, not a curated record.
UGAAGUGAAGUUGUAGAAAUCGUGUAAUAGAUCGAUAAGUGACAAAUUGACAGUGAAGUGAGGGACUUUAAUUUAGAAAAAUGAAGAGCGCGUAUUUAUUAUCAAUUUUACUUAUCGGAUUCGUGAGGUCGAGUGAGGUCGACAAUGAGUUAAGAUCAGAAGAAUCAGUGCAACGUAGUUUGAACAACAAAUGCGUCGCUCGGGAAAUUUCGUCCUGUCUCGCCGCAGAGCUUGUCGGGUACGCGGAUAAAAUACUGAAGACUGCCUCAAUCCAGCUGACGGACGAUAUGAUGAUCGUUGACGAAAGCAACGGUGCGGCAGCUAAAAUGCCAAUAAAAUCUGAAUCCUUGGCGCGAGCUGGUAAAUCUGUAGAAGAUAAAGCACAAGAGAUCAUCAUUAAUAAAUUGUGGAACUUCGCAACCACGCGGUCUUUGAGAUAUAGACUGUUGGAUAACGCUGAUGUUGUUAUUUCUGGUAAACAAGAGAAAGAUGGAAGCUUUGGAGUUGGUGUUUCAAUGAAAGCACCAAAAGCAAUUGAAACAGGAAGAGCCAGAAACAAGAACAUGGGUCCGUUAUUGGCUGCAGCAGCUAUGAAGUUUGGUCUACUCGGGGCCCUCACAUUUAAAGGCCUGUACUUAAUGGUCGGGAAGGCCCUCCUAGUCUCCAAAAUAGCUUUGCUGUUGGCUACAAUCAUUGGACUCAAAAGAUUAUUCUCUCCUCAGGCUAUCAACAAAAAGGACUAAACAUAUGGGUGAUUGAGACCUGAUUGGAAAUUGUGGCGAGUGGUUUAAGAUUUUACCUCAACCUAUUAAUAAAGAUUGACAUGAAACUGACAAAUCAACUAUAGAGUUACGAUUCUAUUAGAAUGGACAAAAAGAAAAAUGUCUUUUUUUGGCCAGUUACU